GGUCAUGAAUCAUCUGUGGCCAGAGUAGACAGAGGGAAGCAGGAACACUGAGGCUAUUCAAAAGCUGAUUUCAAAAGGGCAGAGUAACCAUUUUGCUAGUCUUCAGAAGUAUUAUGCAAUCUUGAAAAAAUAUUUCAGACAGAAGUGGUGACAGCAAAAGCAGAAACUUUCUCUGAUGGGGAUAUAGCAGAAGAUUUUUAUGGGAGGUGUGCAGUUAAUGAUUAUAUAAACCCCAUCACCAUUUCUGACAUUUUUAUGACAUAGUCUUCCUUAUUGGUAUUUCAUGCUCGUUUCUAUUUGGAUUAUUUAAAACAGUUCUUUCCAGAGCAAGGCAUUUAAACUUCACUAGAACACUGCUUAUUGAAUAGUGCAGGUGCCAUUCACAAUAUCACCUCUACAGCUUUCAAGAAUUUGCUGUGCUUCCCAGUGACUAUUAUUUUGAAGCUCUUGUGACUUGCAGUAGUCUUCUAAAUCAGCAGUCAUACAUCACUGUCCAUCUGGUGAAAAAUGCAGCAAUUCAUGGUGACCAAAAGGCAGCACAGACUUCGAUGAAGAUUCCAGGCUUUGUGUAAGAAACUCGAUCACUGUAAAUACACAGUAUACAUGCUCUGUCCUGGAAGCUCACACAUAGACAUUUUCAUUCAGAAACAGGAGAGAUGUUUAUGUUAAAUUUUAAAACUCCUUGAAAGCUAUUUAAGAAUAGAGAAUGUAGAAUGACUGUUCCUGAACACUUCUAUAAGUAGGUCUCAGAUAUGACUAAAUCGCCAAAAUUUGGCAGGUCUUAAUAGAACGAUGCCCAAACGCUCCUACAAACUUAGCCCAGCGUCCAUGUGAGAAACCGCGUUAAUAGCUGUUCUACAGCAGUCGAGGAAUCCAACGUGAGUUGAAGGGGAUGACCGCGAUAAAAACCACGCUCCGAGAACAGUACACCAAUGUCUUUAAGCACGCUCAGCGGUUGCACUUUCUGCGCUGCGUCUCCUUAUCGCAGCAGUACUUCUGGUUUAUUUCUCGGUGCUUACGGCCGCGCCGCGUUAUCUCUGCAGCAGCGCUGGAGGCUCCCAUCGGCGCCCCGGCUCUCCGCCACAGCCAUGUGCCCGACGCCUCGGGCCCCAAGAAGGAGCGGGCGGAGCCCCGCGGACAGGUCCACUUGCAGUCGCCGUUCUGAGCGCGAAGGACCGGGCAACCCUGUACAAAAUACUUGUAAAAAGCAGUGUGGCGACUGCCGGCUCGCAACAAGCGGCGCGGGGCGGCGCCGCCCGGGCACGGGGCCGAAGGAGGGCGUCAGCGAGGGCGUCCGCCUUGCCCCUCCCGCGCGGCGCUGGCGGCGAUGAGCGGGGUUCCGAACAUGGAGGACUACGGGCUCUUCCUGGCGCUGCUGGGCUCGGCGCUGCUGGUCGGCUUCGUUUCCGUCGUUUUCUCCCUCGUCUGGGUCUUCAACUACCGCGAAGGGCUCGGCUGGGACGGGGGCUCGGCGGAGUUCAACUGGCAUCCCGUCCUCAUCGUCACGGGCUUCGUCUUCAUCCAGGGCAUCGCCAUUAUUGUGUACAGGUUGCCAUGGACCUGGAAGUGCAGCAAACUCCUAAUGAAGUUCAUACACGCUGGAUUAAAUACCAUAGCUAUGAUUCUUGCAAUUGUUUCUAUGGUAGCUGUGUUUGACUACCACAAUGCCAGGAGCAUCCCCAACAUGUACAGUCUGCACAGCUGGAUUGGGCUGACUGCUGUUAUAUUUUAUUCUCUUCAGCUUUUCUUAGGUUUUGCUAUCUUCCUACUCCCAUUUGCUCCAGUAUCUCUCCGAGCAGCUCUCAUGCCAAUACACGUUUAUUCAGGGCUCCUCAUCUUUGUAACAGUGAUUGCAGCAGCUCUCAUGGGAAUCACAGAGAAACUUUUAUUUGCACUGAAUAGUACUGUGUACAGUACAUCCCCACCAGAGGGGAUUUUUGUCAACUGCCUCGGUCUCUUGAUUGUCAUAUUUGGUGCACUUAUUUUGUGGAUGGCAAGCAGGCCCCAUUGGAAGCGCCCACCAGAAGAGAAUGCUAAAGUUCAGCAGCCCAAAGGAGGAGCUCCUGAAGGCAUGGAAGCAGAAUCUACAAUGACAGAUGGCAGUAAUGCAGACAAAUCUGAUGUGGGGUUCAACAGUGAAGCAGCCAGAAAACGAAACUUCAAACUUGAUGAAGCAGGGCAACGAUCAACAAUGUAAAGAAAAUAUAUGCAGUAACAGUACUGCUAAACCACCAAAAAAAGCCUCUGUUCCUUCCAGUUGUUAUGUGAAUAUAUACAAUGUGUCCCAAACACUUUGUAUUGGUUCAUACUCAGUCCUCACUCAAAAAAUUGAGAGCACGGAUAGCAUCACAUAUUGGGAAAACGUUUUCCAUCUCCCUUCUUAAAUUAAUAUGUCUAAGAGUCAUGAAGAGUUACUGAGACUGAAUUCUGAUAGAUUUUAAAAGGUAUGAGAGAAAGUUGUGAAAUAUAGCAGAAAACAGAAUUUAGCCAUUAGGACAUAGCUUUUUUUUGCUAACGUUCACUUUUCUGAAGUCAUGAACUAUCACAUUGAUUAACCCCUCUUCAACUGCUAAGAGCUGCAGGAUUUGAGGUUAGUCAGCACUUGGCUGAGUUGCACUAUAAAGUCCUUUAAUCUAAAAUUUUGAAUUCAAAUAAAGAAAUUAACAGCUUGCCCUGAUAUCUUCAUGAUAUGUUCUGUGUUUAAAGCCUUCUCAGUUUUUGUUUUUAUUUUUUAAAUCUAAAUGUACCUGCUGACUUUUUUUUUUUAAAUCAGCUCCACCAAAUACAUUGUAUAGACAACAUAUCAUUAUUGAAAUCUUUGGAAAUCGUAAAACUUCCAAGAAUCUGUCUUAUUUUGAAAGGCAUAGAAACACACUUAGGAAAAAAAAAUGCAUCACUUAAACCAGGACUUCUAUCCCAGAAGGCCAUGGUUUACUCUCUUGAUUUGAUUGCACCUUGUUCCUUGGCAUUAGACUGGAAAUUAGUAAGUUAGAAAACAGAACAGACCGGUAGCAGACUCAGAGAAGAAAGGAGCUUGAACUGAGAAAUGUUUUCUGCCAAGAAACAACUGAGCUUUGCUGAUUGGACUGAAAUAUUACCAACUAACUGAAAGCUAGUUGUAGUAUUUACAUUCUGGUGCCACAAUCAUCAUCAUCACCAAAACAAAGACAUUCUUUAGUCUACAUAUAACUACAUAUAAACUCUAUGACUUAUCUUUUUUGAAAUUUAAGUCUUAAAUAAUGCAAUUCAAGUCUCUGCUGGCACUUUACUUUUAUAGCUCUUUAAGUAAUCAGAGUAUUAAUGCGUUAUGCUCAUUCAGUUCUUUCACAGAUAUAAAAUAUGCUUUUUUUUUUUUUACUACCAUAGAAGAAUUACAGUAUAUUAUUUUGAUUGCACAUUUUCAGAAUUAUGAGCCUUUGUAUUAUAAUCUCUAUAAAAGUCAUCUUGGAAACUGCAAUACCUGUUCCAAAGAACUAGAUAUAGGCAGUUUCAGAUAGCAGAUUGUUUUUUUAUUAUUUUUUGUAAAUAACUACAUAAAUUUGCAUCUAUAUCAGCAUCUCAUUUCCUGUUAUUUGAUUUUUUUAAUAUUUAACUGUUUGAGUGCAGUACAGAAAACUAGUAUUGCAAUUUUAGAAAAAACUUCUGCUCUACUAUUUGGUACUCAAGGACUACAUCCCAGAGUUCUGUUUUCACUUACUACAUGUGUGGGUGUCUAAGACCCUUUCAGCAUUGGUUUCAUUUGAGAAAACACAUGCUUUUAAAUGCCUUACUACAGCAUUCAGAAAUGCAAGAAGGAAAUACCAUCCUAUUGUGUGAGCACUUAUCCAGUCCCAUAGCAUACAGCGGAUUGGACAGUUUUUUUCCCUUGUUUUUCAAGCAUAGGUUUUUCUACAUUCUAUACAGUUGACUGCUUUCUCUAACCUAGCUUCAGCAUAAAAUCCAACUACUAUUGAUAGUAGCAUUAUGAAAGAAAAAGAGCACUAGUUUUACCUGAAAUUAGUGCUCAGCUGUUAGGACAUGAUUACUUUAUGCAUCUCAUUAUUCUUCUGGAGCAUACUAAGCUAUGUUACCUUCUUUCUUGUUAUCUCCUUAUAUUCUGCUAAAACUAGACUGCUUUUCUGAUGAAGUCAGUAAGCAUUUUACAGCUGAUGGAUUCCCAGUUAGUCUUUGUGAGAGAUGUUCUGGUAAUGCUUUCAAAGUGUGAGACAAUGUAUGCAGUUCAAAACAGGUUGUUUUAAGUUGGCAUGUAUUACGCUGUUGCUGCGCCUCAUCUACCACUGAAAAUGAGCUCAUUCGAUGCUUGCACAGCACUAAGUCAUCUAAUAAAAGGUGUGCAAGGCAGAGCCUUGUCCAAGGACUGAUCUAGAAGAAACUCUUAACUGUACACUAUGUUGGGAAGAAAAGAAAAAAUCCUUAGCAUCUCUUACUUUUUAUUACAAUAUUGACUUGGAUGCAUCAGAGUUCCGUAUGCUGUUUGAAAUUAAGCUACAGUAAUUAAUAUGACCUUGGAUUCCCGUUUUGUUCCAUGCACUGGUCAAGAGUAAUGAUACUUCCAUUCUAGAAAUUACAGUCACAAGCAGAUAACCAGUGAUAGUUCAUUUGCAUGAAGCAUGAGUUUCUGACUGCUUUGAAUUUUGGAAGGUCCCUGCAAGAUGCAGUAGUUCUGAGUUCCUAAAAUCUUGCUCUACCUUAGUGUGUGCAAUUUAAAAUAGACUGAACAUACUACAGACUAUCAGCUUCUGUUCUAAACUGAUUAAAAAGAUCUUGAGGUACUCAAGAUCUAACUAACACAAGGUUAGUUCAAGUGCUAAGUAAAAUUACAUACAACUUCAGAAAUCAAUUUCCUUUGGAAAAAACACACUGCUCCAAGUGCUUCUCAGAGUGGCCUUCCAUCACAUUUUCUUUCAUACGGUGUUUUUAAACCUACAAUUACACGUUGAAGCACCAGCACAAGAAAUAACAAGUUAUAUUUUCAAAAUGAAACUUGAAAUUCUAAUUUUUUACCAGGAUUUUUUUUUGCAUAUAUUUUUGCAUAUACAUGACAAGAUUGUAUAGCUUACAUUCCAGGUUGGGAUUCCUGUAAAAACUUAGGACAUUCCGAAACCUAACACUAACAGUAUAUUAAAGAUAUCUGAAAAGUAACUAUUUUUGAUGUAGUUGUCUUGCAGUACUGAGCAUAGAAAAAGUGGUGGUUUUUUCCCUAACAUUAAUGAAACUGAAAAAUGCUGGUGCAAAUAAGAUAUUAAAAUAGAACAUACACUAAUUAUGUGCACACAUUUUACUACAUGUAGAAAGCAUAUGAUAUUGUAAAUACGUAUUACUUGUAUACAUGGAUAUUUUAUUGAAAGACUAGCAGAUAUUGCCAAAUAUUUUCCAAUACAGAAGACUAUCAUCUUAUCCUAUUUCAGAAAAUUUUCUGUUUCUAACUGUUCAUAAGAACUUAAAGAAUUAUCUUAUUGUUUUGUUAUCUGCCAUACUUACUUGCAGAUUAAAAGAAAUGUUCAAUUACAAUGUAUAUUUUCCUUAUUCUUUUUUAUGUUAAUAAAAUAGAUUUUUCAAGCUAACAAUACCACUGAAUACAGAUCUAUAUUAUGGUACUAAAACAACUGUCAGUUUGGUAAAAGAUUGAAUUACUUUUAUGAUUGCAUUUUUUUUUUGAAAACACAAACAGGAUUUCUCAUUUUUUCUUAAGAUACUACAAGUGUUUCUCAUGAUAUUCCACAUGAAAUGUACGCAUGGUGUAGUAUUAGAAGGCUAAAGUACAGUCAUUGUAUAAUAAAAAGCAAAGGAAUUCACUGUAUAAAGAAAGAAUCUGCAUUACAUUUGGUCAUAACAGGAGUUUCUCAUUAACUUUUUUAAUCUGUUAACAAUGGCAUAAAUCAGUCAUGAGAUUACCACAGCAAAUAAGAAAAGAUUAUCAUUUCUGAUACAUAACUGUAAAGUGGUCACAUAACAUGCUAUAAGAGCCAAAUACCCUUAGAUA
Molecule: messenger RNA, 5983 nt
Organism: Phasianus colchicus (ring-necked pheasant)
Lineage: Eukaryota; Metazoa; Chordata; Aves; Galliformes; Phasianidae
Gene: CYBRD1
Product: cytochrome b reductase 1
Cellular component (GO): lysosomal membrane
Molecular function (GO): oxidoreductase activity
Source: RefSeq, a predicted model, not a curated record